UCAAACAAAAGUAUAUUCUCCGGCACCGAGAAUAUACCCCCUCCCGGCAAAUUCUUUUAAACUAAAAGUCAACACUUUUCUAGGUAAUGGACUUGUUCUUCCAUGGCAUACAAAUGCCGCCGCCGCCACUGGCCACUGCUUGAUCUCAUCGCGAUCGCUUUAUUCUGCCAUGGAGCAAAAUCCGAAAUGUCUUCCCCGCGGCAGGAAGAUCGGUGCUCCACCGAUGGUUUGCUCCGAGAAUUCGAGCACUGCGUGGCCUUGGGAGCGCAGGGUGCGUUCCUGGCGUGGAAUUUCUUCGCCCAAAACCAGAGCUUGGAUCUGGCGUUCUCGGGUGAGUCCCCGGGCUGGGCUGGAUGGGGCUACAAUCCAACCGGGGACAACAUGAUCGGCAGCAGCGCUCUCAUCGCCUUUGGAAACGCCACUGGAGCUCACCUCCAUCUCUACAGCAUCACCAGCGAGACCUACACGUACCGCUCGCUUCAUCCCUCCGCCUCCAAUUCCACCCCGGAUCUCCAGCUCGCGAGAACAAACUGGAUCAAAAUCUCUGGAGCGAGCAUCCAGUUCUCCGCCAGGAUCAAGUUCCGCUCCAAUUCCUCCAGGAUCUUCCACAUCUGGACGCGAGGAACAGGAGUCAACGGCGAUUCACCGCUGCCGCACAGUGUCACCCGAUCGAGCGAACUGCGAGGGCGAGGGACGCUCGAUCUCGCCAAUGGAACUGGCGUCCUUGGCAAGGCUCCAAGCCUGGCGCUUAAGAUCACACACGGAUUGCUCUGCGCCUCCUCGUGGGGAUUCCUUUUGCCGCUGGGAGCGAUCGCGGCGCGAUACCUCCGGCGAUUCGAUCCGGCCUGGUUCUAUGCCCACGAAUGCUGCCAGGGGCUAGGGUUCUUGCUGGGCACCGCCGGCUAUGGCAUCGGCCUGAGCCUGGGAGCCAAAUCUACGGGGAUCGAGUACACCACUCACCGCAGGAUCGGCAUCACCGUCUUCACCUUGGGAUCACUCCAAGCGAUCGCGUUCUUCCUCCGCGCCAAGAAGGAUCACAAGCUCCGCUGGCUGUGGAGCCUGUACCACCGAACCGUGGGCUACACCGUUAUCGCCCUGUCGAUCGCCAACGUCUUCGAGGGAUUAGACAUCUUCUCACCGGAGAGAGCGUGGAGAAGAGCCUACAUUGGCGUGAUCGCUGGGCUGGCCUCCAUGGCCGCCCUCCUGGAAAUCGCAAGAACUCUAAAACCCCAGCUAUUUGGCUGAUGGUUAACC
Messenger RNA from Selaginella moellendorffii, 1254 nucleotides. Its product is annotated as cytochrome b561 and DOMON domain-containing protein At2g04850. The coding region runs from base 103 to 1245 and encodes 380 amino acids. The transcript has a single exon. The record is from RefSeq and is a predicted model, not a curated record. Lineage: Eukaryota; Viridiplantae; Streptophyta; Lycopodiopsida; Selaginellales; Selaginellaceae.